Molecule: messenger RNA, 1320 nt
Organism: Cajanus cajan (pigeon pea)
Lineage: Eukaryota; Viridiplantae; Streptophyta; Magnoliopsida; Fabales; Fabaceae
Gene: APG5
Product: autophagy protein Apg5 family
Biological process (GO): piecemeal microautophagy of the nucleus; autophagy of mitochondrion; cellular response to nitrogen starvation
Cellular component (GO): cytoplasm; Atg12-Atg5-Atg16 complex; phagophore
Molecular function (GO): Atg8-family ligase activity
Source: RefSeq, a predicted model, not a curated record
GUUAUAAAAAGAGAAAUGCGCAAGUAAGAGUGAAUAGAGAGAGAGAGAGAGAGAUCUGGAAGAAGAGAUGAGUGAGGCGCAGAAGCAGGUGUGGGAAGGGGCCAUUCCUCUGCAGAUUCAUCUCCACCAAUCUGAAGUCACCACUCUCCCUCCUCCUCCACCUGCUCUCCUGUUGGCCCCCAGGAUAGGCUACUUGCCUUUGUUGAUUUCGCUUUUGAAGCCUCACUUCAGCACCGCGCUUCCCCCUGGAGUUGACACCAUUUGGUUUGAAUACAAGGGCCUUCCUCUUAAGUGGUAUAUACCCACUGGUGUUCUUUUUGAUCUUCUAUGCGUGGAGCCCGAGAGGCCGUGGAAUUUGACGGUACACUUUAGAGGAUAUCCAAGUAAUUUGUUGCUUCCUUGUGAAGGUGAAGACAGCGUGAAGUGGAGCUUUAUAAACUCAUUGAAAGAGGCUGCAUAUGUAAUAAAUGGUAAUUGCAAGAAUGUCAUGAACAUGUCGCAUCCUGAUCAGGUGGAGCUUUGGGGCUCUGUUUUAAAUGGGAACCUGGAAUCUUAUCAACGGGUGGCAUCUAAGCUUAAGCUUGGAACUUUUGAAGACGAAUAUGCUGAAAAUAUCAGUUCAGGCUCGAUCAAAUCUCCACAAAGUACAGGGGAUAUGGAUGCUGCGGGACAAGUGAAGACCGGUAGGAUUCCUGUUCGUUUAUAUCUGUGGACUGUGAAUGAGGAGUUUGAUGAUUUUGAAGAUGCUCCUCAAAUUGAUAAUUGGGACAAAGUCUCGUAUAUCAAUCGACCUGUUGAGAUUCACAGGGAAGAUGGUAAAUUCUUUAGCUUAAAUGAGGCAGUUAAAAGAAUAUUGCCCGAGUUUUUUCCGGAAAAUUCCUUCGUAAGUGAAGGAGAUGCUAACAUCAACCAAAGUGCAGGAGAAGAGGGAGAAAGUUCAUCCGAUCCGUGGUCAUCUUGCCACCCACUUGAGCUUGCUGAAAUCAAAUUUAUACGCAUUCAAGGGAUAGAACCAAUUUUAGACAUACCUUUUUCUUGGGUGGUUAACAACUUGAUGAAUCCCGAGUAUUUUCUUCAUAUUUGUGUUUGCUUGAAAGUUUCGAAGGUCAAUGCUAUGCUAUAGGGAUAAAUUUAAUUAUGUUGGGCAUACAUUUAAUGGAAAAAUCAGAAGGUGCAAUUCUUUUGUACAUAAAUGUACAGACAGUUUCAUAUCAUAUUCUUUUCAUAAUUCGAUUGCUAUUUUCCACUGCAAGGUGUAAUAAAUGUUUACAGAUUAUUUUUUAAAUCCAAUUAUGUGUACUGUUUCCCUGCAAAUAGUGG